Cuculus canorus (common cuckoo) is the source of this 4248-nucleotide messenger RNA. RefSeq names its product FAM161 centrosomal protein B (gene FAM161B). The transcript has 8 exons. The record is from RefSeq and is a predicted model, not a curated record. Gene Ontology annotation, cellular component: cilium. The coding region runs from base 156 to 1811 and encodes 551 amino acids. Gene Ontology annotation, biological process: cilium organization. NCBI's taxonomy places the organism in Eukaryota, Metazoa, Chordata, Aves, Cuculiformes, Cuculidae.
CGCAGCGGCCCGAGCUCGGGCGUGGAUGUUGGGGUUGCACCCGGAAACAAAUCUUUCUCUGUUUUUCUUCCUUCCAGGCAAGGCGGCAUCCGUUGCGGUUGUCACCAAGCAACUUCCCACCAUCGGGAAAAGCAGCCGGGAGCGAACCUGUCGGGAUGGGAGGUCGGCGGUCGCCUCUUAUCCAUCAGGAGAAGUUCAGGGGUGACCUCAGGGUAUCUGAAGAGGAUGAGGAGCUCGAGGUUUUCCAGAGGGAGGCGGCGGUCCUGCGUGAGAAGCUGUGGGAGGCUCUCAGCCAUACAUCUGGUAACAAAAGGCAGUCAAGUUCUUUGAUCGACCUCACCUCGGACAGUACCUGGGAACAGCAAAAGCCUCAAUUGUUUCCUAAAUCCCGCUUGAGACCAAAAAGUGCUUCAUCUCCCUGGAUUCCUUCCAUCACCAUCCCUCAGCCCUUUGAAAUGACACUGCGGGAAGCUCGCAAAAAGUCCCAGUUGAUGAAGUCAUACAUGUUUCUGGAACUAGACAAACAGAGAGACAAAAGGCAAAGCCAAGAUGAAGCCGAAUGUCAGAAACAAUUCCGGGCACAGCCUGUACCUGCCCAUGUGUUUCUGCCCCUUUAUCAGGAAAUAAUGGAGCAGAAUGAGAUUCGCAGACAAAUAGCAACACAAAAAAGAAAGGAACUGCUACUUUCAACCCAGAGGCCCUUCAGUUUCCUGGAGAAGGAAGAGAAAAAGAAAGAAGCUAUCAGACAAAAGUUCCUGGCAGCAGCAACCCAAAAUGAGAGCUCCAAACAGAAGCAAGCCAGUAAAAAAGUUCCUAAAUCUACUUAUGACCUACUUCUUGGAGAUAAACUUAAAGAAGCUGAACUCUACAGAGAGAUCCGCAUUCAAAUGAGAGCGAAGGAUUUGCUUGCGAGCUCCGUAGCUCCAAUAGGUACUAGCAACUGUCGGAGGGCGCCUCAGUCCCGAACUGCCACUAAAACUAAGCAGGAAAGACUUGGCUUCUUGCAGGACAAAAGUUUCAGCUUCAAGCCAAGGAUUAAUCCAACAAUACCGGAUUUUGAAGGACUUUACUGGGCAUUUCAGAGGGAAGCAGUAAGGAGACAAGAAAUCAAAGAGGCAACUCAUAAUAAGCCAUUCAAGCUAAGAACCUCCAAUCUCCGUGGCAGGCAGAGGCAGGCUAAUGAAAAGAUAAAGGAUUCUCAGCAACUUUCCAAGGUUUCAGUGCAAAAAAGUCAUUCUCUGACUGGACUUUCCUCUCUCUCUUCCAACACACUUCCAGUAUAUAUUACGGAUGCAACUAGAAAAAGGGAGUCUGCUAUUAGAUACUCUCAAGAUAACAAAAACGAAGGGGACAAAGAAGGAAUGUAUUGGCUGGAGAAACAGAAAAAGAAAUGCCAAGCUAUCCAAAAGUCGGUGAACAGCCGGGCAAAAGCCCUGGAUCCGCUUAAAAGUCUGGAGGAAACACAGAAGGAGAAGUCGAAACGGAACUGGCAAAAUAUGAGAGAGAGAACAAAGGAAUACAGAAAGGAGCUGGAAGAAAUGCAGCUGCGGGUCAAGAACAGACCGUACCUCUUUGAACAGGUCACCAAGCAUGAUGCUCGUCAAGGAGCAGAGCGUCGCUACAGAAACAUCCUCCAGGAGGUUGGGCUAAGUGAAGGAUUUGUAAGGAAAAAAGGGAAAGAUGCCACUUACUUGCUGGAAGAAGAGUCUGAUGUUCACAGAGUGCCCACACCUCAGGGUGAAAAGGACGACUGUACUGUACAGGAAGGAGAACCUGAAAAGGAACAGAGCAGAAAGGAAAUGACAACGUAAGAUCUAGAAGAAGAAUCUGUCGAUCAUCCCUCGAUUUUUUUUAAUUCAGGAUUCUCCAGGUUAAUCCUCAGGCACUUUCUGGUUUAGGCUGAUACCCAAGAACUGCUCUGGGGUGAAAUGUGAGAACAUAGUAAAGGAAAGAAGGACCCACCGUUGUUUAUGUGUUGUCCAACCCAACAGCCUUCCUUAGUCUUCACAGGUCUUCCUCAUGUGAGAUGUUUCUCUAACAGAAACAAAACAAAUUUAAAAGGCUGAACCACUAUCUUUGGAUAAAAGUAGACAUGAAAAAUUGAAGUCAUGCAUCCUCUAGUGUCAGCUCCUUCUGUUCGUGCCACUGAAAGCACACAGAAGGGGGAGAAUGCUAAAACCGAUGCCAAAGGGGAGUGUGCUAAGCCUUGGUUUACAGAUACAUGUGGUAGAAUGCUUUUAAACAAUUUAUUUCUAAAAGAAAAAGAAAAAAAUGCAAGAUUUGACCUACCUUGGAAAAGACUCAGAGGGAAGUCCUUCUCGUUCCGUAACUCUUCAUUCACUCAUUACCAGUCUUGCUUCUUUCUCCCAUUAGAAAGAAGCAAUAGUCUUUCUAUAUUAAACAAUCUCCUCUAAUUCAUUAUUUGAAACUCUUUUAACAUCUUACCAAUUUAAGGGAACAAAACUAUGAAGAAGGUUGUAAUUAAACAAUGCAUCACUUUAGGUUGCUGUUGUCCUAAUUCUACAAUUACCGUGGUAUCAAAGAUGGACUUUGGUGGAAGAAAGAUUAAGUAUGAUCUGUCAGCAUGUUGCACUCAAAUGCUCGCGGCAUCUUAAAUGGUAUAAUUCACACAUUAGUGGUCUUCCUUUACCUGACAGUGAUAAUGAUCUCAAAAAUUCACUCUGACCACCUGGAAUGUUUUCUGAGAAUUAUGAUAUCAAAGCACUUUUGAGAUUAAAAUAUUUUUAAAUGGCUGUCAAUGUUUCUGCAUUGUCGAAUUUCUUUACCAAUCCUCUUUUCCUCACUUUUUAAAUGGAAGCUUUGUCUCUUUUCAUCUUCGUUACCCAAAUCCAGUUCUCCUUCCACUGUAACAACAAAACCUCAUCAAAUCAGAAAUAAGAGUACCUGUAAGAGCUACCCCACUAGACAAAGACAUAAAACUGAAGUCAUGACAUUUUUAAUGAUAACAAAGUAGUAGAUCCAAGAAUUUAUGGCUCCAGGGUUUCAGGCUGCUAUGUUACUCUUCCACAGACAUCAAUUAAUGCUGAUACGUAGCUGAAUGCAUUGGGUUGCGGCAGUCCUCCUUACUGACCCAAAAGAACGUCUAACAAAUCUAAGUCUAGGCUUGAAUUUUCCCUUUUCUUUCUUGUCCUUUUCCAGUUGGAGAGCUUUCUGCCGACUUCUGUAUCACAAACUGAAAUGUAGCCCCUCACUAGAGAAAUUCCCAACAGGUUGAAAAUAAUUCCUUCAUGGUAGAGACUCUCCACCCCGAGAAGAGGCUCAAGCAGUAAGGAGGGUUUGAGAAAGGCUGUUCUCAGAGUACCACUUUUGACAGAGGUUUAAUUGUGUGGGACACACAAAGACUGUUCUUUCUCCUGUAUCCACUGGAACAGACCAGUGAUGUAAUCAUAUUGUCACCAUGCCUGGUCACAUUGAAAGAGGAUGGAAAGAAGAUUUCUUCCGUUCUCCAAGGCUAUGGUCUAAUGCCCGUUGGCCUUGUGUAGAUGUGUCUGGAGCAGUGGGCAUGACAUUUUAAUAUAUACAUUCUAAGGGGUAUUUACUAAGAUCGAUUGCUGAUUUCCAUAAUAAUACUUGAUGAUGCUGGAAAAAGAAAUUUCCAAGUACGUGAAGUGUAAAGGAAAACCUUAAGAAAGGAGGAAUGAAAGCCUAACUUUAAUUAACAGACAAUACUAUGCCAUAUCCCUUUAACAAAUACUAAGGUGACAUGCCUGAAUGCAGGAACAGAUAAAUCCAAGUCUUAAUAUCAGCCCCUAAAUGGAAAUUGAUGAAAUGGUGAUGAAAGUAAAACCAUCAAAUUAAGCAACUGAAACUCACCAGCACCUUUCUGCUAAAACACAGUGUUGUUCUGAAAGUAGGAUUACAUUUCUGUAAUCCUAGAAGAGAUUUGUAACAUUAUUUGUAAUUUUCCAUAGUAUGGAAAUAAGUAGUUUCCACUUUUGUUCUAUAAUAUUGCAUUUUAUGAAAAUAUUUUGUUAUUUUUAGUUAAAAGAAUUACAACCUGUUCAGCUGACCUCUAAAUAUACCGUAGUAAAGACGACAUCUCACCAUCAGCUGAGGGAAUGGUAGCCAAACCACAUUAAAUCCUGAUUCACACCACCUUUGAUGACAGCAGCACUACUUUUACAUUCAGUCAGGAAGCAAUACCUGCUCAAAGCAUUUUCUUCACGUUGGAGCUAUCAUGGGUGCACAGUAUCUUAGCAAAGCUCUGCAUUCUUGGUAAUGCUAAUU